AGGUAUUCCACCAACAUGAUAGAUCACAGCUACAUCAUCACUUUCUUCGCCACCUGCUUCAUUCUUCCUCUUGGAGUUAUAUUCUUCUGCUAUGGAAAGCUCCUGCGGAAGCUCAAGAAGGUGUCUCAUGGUCGUCUGGCCACUGCCAGGAAGCCUGAGAGGCAGGUGACCCGCAUGGUGGUGAUGAUGAUCGUGGCCUUCAUGGUGGGCUGGACGCCGUACGCAGCCUUCUCCAUCCUGGUCACAGCGUGUCCAACCAUCCAUAUUGACCCCAGGAUGGCUGCCAUCCCUGCCUUCUUUUCCAAGACAGCUGCUGUCUACAACCCAGUCAUCUAUGUCUUUAUGAACAAACAGUUCAGGAAGUGCCUCAUGCAGCUCUUCUGUGGCAAAGGGACUAUCCCAGACAGCCACCUGAACCCGACCUCAGAGCGACCUGGGAUUACUGCAGACAGUCAAACAGGAGAAAUGUCGGCCAUUGCAACUCGCAUCCCCGUGGGGGGCAACGGAUCUGAUGAUUCUCCCACCGACUGUGGCUCAUUAGUCCAGCUGCCGAUCGCAGAGAACAAAGUGUGUCCAAUGUAAAGAAACCCUCAUACCUAUAUGUGUUCUCCUACACCCAAAAUCCAUAAUAAUAAUAAUAACUUCUGUGAUCUAGAUUCAGUGUGAUUUAAAAACGGGGACAAAGACAGAACUGUUUUCAGAUGUUAGGGAGAUGGAGGAUGCAGUAUUAACAAUUGUCAACUCUUAAAGGGUUUCCACGGUUGAUGAUUCUUCUUGCACUUUAAAAAAAAGAAGUUUGCUUACAAUUCGGAACGGAUACCAAACACUAGCAUGUUUUUCGAUUAUUCAGUUUUUGAUUUUUAAAUGAGGUGGCCAGAAGGAACUCUACAGGCAGAAAUGCUCAGAGAUUUACCAGCCAUCUAUCUUGUAAAUAUUUGCUUGCCAGAUGCUCCGUCCGCUUAUUGAAACUAUCUUAGAUGUUCUAUUGACCUCUUUGCACACCUGCUAGUUUGCCACAUUAGAGGGUACUUGAUUCAACUGUUAUAUCCCAAUGAUAAAAAUAAUCUGCUGAACACGCAAACCUUGACAUCUUUAAGUAGAGGGCUAGCCAGCUCUUAGAAACCACAGUGCAUCCAGCCUUUCAUCUCGUCCUUGCAUUCUCCUUUGAAGCCCUGUGAUGGGGCCUGCAGAGAAAGUGUUGUUUUUAUAUACUCAUCUUGGCAUCUUCACUCAUCUCUGCACGACAAGAGGACGGGGCAGCACUCUUCUAAAUGUGGAUACUUUUACUUCAGUUUAGAGCUUGGUUCAAAGCUUCACAUCUCCUGUUGCCUCUAUUGUAGAUAUAAGAGAACAAUACAUUUAUGAAGGGGAUCAACAUA
Molecule: messenger RNA, 1379 nt
Organism: Notothenia coriiceps (black rockcod)
Lineage: Eukaryota; Metazoa; Chordata; Actinopteri; Perciformes; Nototheniidae
Product: opsin-VA-like
Exons: 3
Coding region: 16-582 (188 amino acids)
Biological process (GO): G protein-coupled receptor signaling pathway
Cellular component (GO): membrane
Molecular function (GO): G protein-coupled receptor activity
Source: RefSeq, a predicted model, not a curated record